Molecule: messenger RNA, 2936 nt
Organism: Hemiscyllium ocellatum (epaulette shark)
Lineage: Eukaryota; Metazoa; Chordata; Chondrichthyes; Orectolobiformes; Hemiscylliidae
Product: nuclear envelope integral membrane protein 2-like
Exons: 9
Coding region: 84-1370 (428 amino acids)
Cellular component (GO): nuclear envelope
Source: RefSeq, a predicted model, not a curated record
GUGCGAGCGGGAAGUGAGACGAAGAAAGAGGAGCGCUACUGUGGCCGACAUUUCUGGGUGUAGCGGGGGGGGGGGGGGUCGGAAUGUGGCAGUGGCAGCCCGGCAGCGCCCUGGCCAUCUGGCUCUAUCCGGCAGUCGCUCUGGUGAUCGGGACACCGUCACUGCCCAGAGAAAUGAUAUAUGACGAUGAAGUAUACUACAAAAAUGGAAAGAAGCUUUUUUGUUAUGCAUUUUCUCAAAAGCUUAACUUCGUGGAUUAUUGGUCAACAGUUGAGGUGAAUAUAAAGAGUUCUGAGUUAAUGGAACUUACCUACCCUGCAGAAGAAAGUAGUUUUCAUGAACCAGAAACACUCAGAGACUUUAUUAAAUAUUUUUACUAUCAAGUUGUAUCAUCUUCAAAUUCAUCAGCUACUGAAUUCAUCAUAAAUAUCGAACGCUGUAAUUGUAAAACCUGUUUCAAAGUAGAACCAAAGGUGCUUCCUGCAAGAUACACCAUUACUGUAAAAAGGCAACAAUUUGAACUGAAGCUGAUUUCUCUGUUUGUGGCUGGAAUUAUCCUGUUCGUUUAUGCAAAAUCCAUUAGCAGGAAUGAAUUAUUUCAUUAUUGUGUAGGGUUUACUCUGGGAAUCUUUGUGCCAUUAGUUCUCCUUCUCCUCAUGUGUAAAAGAAUAAUACAAAGAAGAACUUUCUUGUUGCUGAUGAUUGCAAGUUUUCCAACCUCAGCGUUUCUGAUUUAUUCAUGUGUUAUAAAUCAAUCUCAAUACAGGAAAUAUUUAUAUGGUUAUCUUUUUGUGGUUAGUUGUCUUAGUUAUGUUAUUUUCAAAAGGCGUAAGCCGUUGUCAGAUGAACAUAGUAUAACUCUGCUCACCUGGACCCUACAGUUGGUUGCAUCGGUAUUGAUAUACUGUGGUGUUACAUGCAGUCAGUGUGCUUAUACUGUCAUUGUAAUUCUCUUGUGUGGAAGCAACCUUCACCACCCAAUUAAUUUGAUCCGCUACAUUUACAGAAAAAUGAAACAAUUAUUUAAAAAACAAGAAGUUCGCUUCCUCACUGAGGAAGAGUACAAGGAACAAAGUGAAGUGGCAACUAUAAAGGCUCUUGAGGAACUCCGUAGACACUGCAAGAAUCAGGAUUUUCCGACAUGGGAAGUCAUAUCUAAAGUCAGUUCUCCAAAAAGACUUGCAGAAUUCAUCCUAGGAUCUUAUCAUGUCACACCAGAGGAAAUGCAGAACCAUGAGCAACACUACGGAAUUGGUGGUUCAUUUUUGGAAGACCAACUCUUUGUCAAGGAAGAAAAUAAUCAUCCAGUCUCAGAGAAUAGGGAAAUGGCAGCUGCAAAUGGAAAUGAAGCUGCUGUGAUAACGAAUUAAUCUUGCUUCAUUCACAUUUAAUUAAUAACUUGAACUGUUGUUAUGACUAGAAAUUGACCAAUAUCAAAAGAUUGAUAGCUUGAAAUUUGAGAGUACUAUCAUCACUGAUUGAUCACUUCGACAAUUGAAUGCGCAGACACUAAGAAACUUGUGAGUUGUGCUGAUUAGUGCAUACAUAGAGCACAUUAUAUUUAUACUUCUUACAGGAAGGUUUACACGAAAUGGGUAUAGUUCGGUUUGAGGAAUCUUUGACUACACCAACCAGUAGAUCCUAUCAUUAUUGAAAGGCUUUCAGUUGAAGCCGAGACAAUGGGGCCCAUCUAUACCACAAACACCAAGAAGACAUUAUUUGAACUGGAUGGCUCCGGCAGAAUCUCCAGUGAUUAUGGUUUUUCUACAGUGACUAUUGGGUUCUUUCCUCUUAAUGAGAAUUUCUGUCUUUGAAAAUGGAAGACAAGGACAUUUAGGCACCUCAGGGUCUUAUUACUGACAGUCAGUCAGUUAAUUGUAGGGUUUCAUUGAUGGUUUGGUUAUAAUCAGUACUUCAAACCAUCUUGUCCUUAGUUUUUAUAACAAUCAGCUAGCUUGACUUGAUAAAUAAAGAAAACAGGUUGUGUGGAACUGAUCUGCAAACUGGAGGUUAGGUUCAUUGUGAUAUAUGUUGUGUUCCCCUUAAAUCAUUGUAAUAUAAAUAUUGUUUCCUUGUCCAGGAAUGGAAGUAGAGGCCAUUAGAUCAAUAUAAGAUAAUUAUUGUAUUCAAACAACAAUAUUAAUCGUGCAACCGGCUUCGCUAUUCACAUUUUAAUGAAACGGAUUUCUGUUGAGCUGUACCAUGUAAUUUUGUUUAAUUUUACAUCCAACUCAGGUUUAAACAAAGGGCUGUUUUGUCUGAAGUUUAUAUGAAAAUUGAUUUGAGAUGGGAUUUGUUCUAAGUCACAAUGAUCUUGUAGCCAUUUUAUUCAGAGCAAAGUAACAAAUCAUAUUGAAUGACCUGUGAAAAUUAAAUUAGGAUUAUAUUCUGUAAAUGUACUUACUUCUGUGUCGGCCAGCAGAAUUUGCUUUCCAAGUUUUAUUCGUUGCCAGUGGACAAGCACUUUGCCUCAUGAUGACUGGAAGCCUGUAGUGGAGAAUCGUGGAUACAAAGCCAUUUUGUAAUAAUGCAGAUUUAAGCAUGUUUAAUUUUGUUUUGGUGUGAGACACAGAAUAACAAAAAAAAAUUAGAAUUUUUUUUUCAAUAAGGAAUUCUUCAUUCAAAAGAAUGAAGAUGUAUGGAGAAAAAAGACUGGAAUUUCAAGUAUUCUUGAGACAAUAAUGCUGAAAAUAUCUACUUAACUCAAUUAUGAAGUUGUCUCUGAAACUACCGUCAGUUUGGCAUAGGUUUUUUCUGCUGAUAAUUUGCCCAAACUUUCCUCUUUGGGAAGUUCAGCAGCUUUCACUUCAGAAUUUUCAUCCUGUAAAAUAAUAGCUUAAGAUCCUGUUCCUGAAUAUUUUAUACAAAUAUUAAUUUUUAAAUGACGUAAUUCUUUUUGUGAGAGUUUAUUUUUCUGGAAAAUAUUUUUUCUUAUU